Messenger RNA from Pocillopora verrucosa, 3705 nucleotides. NCBI's taxonomy places the organism in Eukaryota, Metazoa, Cnidaria, Anthozoa, Scleractinia, Pocilloporidae. The record is from RefSeq and is a predicted model, not a curated record.
AUGGCGGACUUUUGCAGCUCCUGUGGCGAAAAUUUGGGCCGGUAUUCCACGCUAAAUUAUUGCCCCAAAUGUGGCACGAUAUUGGAAGCAGAGAGGGACAAGCGAAAAUACAUUUCAGUUGCGCUAAUAAUGGAAGUACGCCUUCAGAGAGUUGUUCCAUCGUUCCGCUCAAGUAAACUUUUGCAGGCUCCAAAGGGACAUUAUGUGGAAUUGAAUUUCAGCUUGGAGACUUCACAUGGAACACCAUGCAUUGAUGAUAUGUAUCUUGAGGUUCGUGAUGGAUACAGCAAGUCUGCCAAUCUUCUUGGUGUAUUUUGCGGAGGGAAAAUGUCUGGUAUUGUUCGAUCCAGUGGACAGAACUUGUGGAUCAGAAAAUCAGAUCAUUUCGAUGAUUUUGGCAGGUUUCGGGGCUUGUACACCAACAAAACACUCAACUUUACAGUUGAACCAAACCUAGACAAGGUGGCCAAAACUCAAUUUGUUCUUUUCAACCAAACUUCAUCUCUUUGGUGUCCAGCGCAGGGUGCACCAGCACCAUUUAUAGUUUGGAGAAAGAACGGCAGCAUGGUACAGAACAGUACAAGUAUCAAAUAUCAAUUGACCAUUACUGAAGAAAACGAUGACAAGUACAGCUGUGAAGUGAAGAAACAGGACGAUCUUGACAAAGAAGAAAUCCGUCUUGUCAUUGAAAGGUGCCCAGAUCCCUGCCGAUGUACAAUUGCAGUUGGAAUCAUUGGCGCAGCUACUCGCAUUGAAUGUGGUGGAAAACACUUACAGUCAGUACCACGGCACUUGCCCUUUUCUACAACGAAAUUAAACUUGCGUGGAAACCAGAUAAAGAGGAUAUCAGCUGAAGUCUUCAAAAACAACUCCGAGUUGGCCUUCUUGAGCUUAAGAUGGAACCAGAUAGAGGAGCUAGCAGCGGGAGUUUUCAGUAACAACAAGAUGUUGCUCAACUUACAACUUAACGAUAACGACAUAGAAGAGUUACAGGAGGGUUUGUUUGAUGGUUUAAGAGCAUUGACACACCUGGAUCUGUCUAAAAAUACGGUUGAGAAUCUGCCACAAGACGUCUUUAGCAACCAAACAAAUCUCGAAAAGCUGUUUUUAUCCAAAAACCAAAUUGGAGAAUUACCAUCAACGAUAUUUGUUAACCUGACCAAGCUUAAGACAUUAAAAAUAGAGAAAAAUAAUUUAAUAAAGCUCCAUCCAAAACAAUUUCGCGGACUGACACAGCUGUCUGAGCUCUAUCUGUCGGGAAACAAACUCAGAAAUUUGCCAGAAGGAAUUUUCAAAGGCCUAAAGGAGCUUGAGAUUCUAGAACUCUUUGACAACGAAUUGAGGAAAGUCUCUAUCGACAACUUCAACGAAAUCAGGCAGUUAAAAAUUCUAUAUUUGCAUUAUAACUACAUGAGGGAGAUUCCCUACGGAUUUUUUAAAGAGUUGAAGGAUAUAUUACGAGUGAGUUUGGACACAAAUCUGAUGUGUUGUCAUAUGCACAAGGAGGACGCUGAAUGUGCUUUCAUUGAUAACGACGACUUUGCCAACUGUGAGAGCAUGUUUAAGAAUUCUGCCCCGAGAAAGAGUAUCUGGGCGAUAGGAAUCUUUUCUCUGGUUGGUGCAGUGUUUGUUAUCACGUGGCGAGUAAUCUUUAAAGAAAAGAACGUGGUACAGUCUAUCAUGUUGCUCCACUUAGCAGUGUCCGAUGGUUUGAUGGGUAUUUACCUGGUCUCUAUUGGCACUAAAGAUCUGUUGUGGAGAGGAGAGUAUUACUUGCAUGACUUCCAGUGGAGGUCUGGUUUGUCUUGUCAAAUAAUUGGAGCGAUCUCCCUCUUGUCAAGUGAGGUGUCGGUUAUGAUGAUGACUCUGAUAUCUGCUGAUCGGCUUAAAAAUAUUGUGUUUCCUUAUCAGGGUGCUUCUCUGAAACCAAAGGCAACACAUAUCCUAUGCAUCAUCAUAUGGGCAAUUGGCUUCCUUAUGGCCUUUUUGCCCAUGUUUGGUAUUCAGUAUUUUGAAGACCCUUUCAGGUACCAUAGUUAUUAUGGUAGAAGUGUGGUAUGUCUGCCCUUGCAGCUUACUUCUGAUAAGCCGGCAGGUUGGGAGUAUUCUGUCGCUAUCUUUCUCGCUUUGAAUUUUGCUUUUUUCUUGUUCAUCAUGGGUGCUUAUCUCAUGAUACUAGUCAAGUCUUACUUGUCUAGCCGGCGACUGGCCCGUCAGGGUACUGAAAGAGAGAUCCAGGCCAGAAGAGCAAACUUUAGGAGGGAAACGGCUCUUGCCAGGCGGGUGUUUUUCAUCAUCCUGAGUGAUUGUGUGUGCUGGAUGCCGGUGAUAGUGAUUGGUAUGAGGACCAUCAUCGAGAAGUCUUACAAAGCGCAAGGAGACUUCGCUGUCUGGAUUGCUGUGUUUGUCCUUCCGAUCAACUCGGCCUUGAAUCCUAUCCUGUACACCUUUUCAACAGAACAGGUCAGAGGCAUUCUGAAGAACAAAAUGGAAAAAGUUUGGAACUACUUGAAGACCGUUUUCACCUGCUGUGGUCGUGAUCAGGAAGGAGAUGGGGAGCAACCGAACCAACAGGGAAUAGAAGACAACGAACAACAAGGCGGCGAGGGAGGCCAAGGAGAGGGAGAGCAAGUGAACCAGCACGGAAUGGAAGACAAUGAAGAACAUGGCGGCGAUGGAGGAGAAAUUGAGGGUGAAGAAAUUGAACUGGCAAGUGUUGGUGUGAAUCAUCCACAACAAGGCCAAGGAGAUGGAGAACAACUGAACCAACAGGGCAUGGAAGACAUUGAACAACAUGGCGGCUUGGGAGGGGAAGUCGAGGGUGUAGUUAUCGAAGUGGCAAAUGUUGAUGUGCGUCAUUCACAACAGGGAGGACUUGAUGAAGCCGAAAGAAUCGAGCCGGAACCUAUUGCGUAUGCUGAUCCAAAUCAAGUUGCGCUUAUAGCGGAAGUACGCCUUCAGAGAGUUGUUCCAUCGUUCCGCUCAAGUAACCUUUUGCAGGCUCCAAAGGGACAUUAUGUGGAAUUGAAUUUCAGCUUGGGGACUUCACAUGCAACACCAUGCAUUGAUAAUAUGUAUCUUGAGGUUCGUGAUGGAUACAAGAAGUCUGCCAAUCUUCUUGGUGUAUUUUGUGGAGGGAACAUUUCUGUUAUUGUUCGAUCCAGUGGACAGAACUUGUGGGUCAGAAAAUCAGAUCUUUUCGAUGAUUUUGGCUGGUUUCGGGGCUCUUACACCAACAAAACACUCAACUUUACAGUUGAACCCAACCUAGACAAGGUGGCCAAAAUUCAAUUUGUUCUUUUUAACCAAACUUCAUCUCUUUGGUGUCCAGCGCAGGGUGCACCAGCACCAUUUAUAGUUUGGAGAAAGAACGGCAUCAUGGUACAGAACAGUACAAGUAUCAAAUAUCAAUUGACCAUUACUGAAGAAAACAACGACAAGUACAGCUGUGAAGUGAAGAAACACGAUGAUCUUGACAAGGAAGAAAUCCGUCUUGUCAUUGAAAGGUGCCCAGAUCCCUGCCGAUGUACAAUUGCAGUUGGAAUCAUAGGCACAGCUACUCGCAUUGAGUGUCGAGGAAAACACUUACAGUCAGUUCCACGGCACUUGCCCUUUUCUACAGCGAAAUUAAACUUGCGUGGAAACCAGAUAAAGAGGAUAUCAGCUGAAGUCUUCAAAAACAACUCCGAGUUGGCCUUCUUGUAA